AUGGUUCGCCGUAGCAAGAUCUCGCGCGCUGCCGGCCCGUCACUCGACCCGACGCCGAUCGCCUCUACCCUUACAACUCCCCUGAGUUCGGCCUACCCAUCGACGUAUGCUUCCGAAGCCGAGCUUGAUGCCCUCGGGGAGAGCAUGGACUCUCUCACCUUGAGCGAGAGGAGAGCGGCCAAGAAGCGAGCAAAGCCUUUUGCUUUUAUGGCGCUGCCCUCUGAAUUGCGGCUCAAGAUUUACGAAUAUUACUUCGAGGGUGGCGGCGGAGUGGUCGAUCUCGACCCGGAUAAUUACAAGAGCUUUCACAAGAAGCUCGGAAUCCAACGGACGUGCCGCACCAUCUACCACGAAGUCUCUCACUACUUUUACAGCAGCCGCUCGUUCCGCAUCUUCCCCACUCACCCGGGCAAGUACUUCAAGACCAAGAAGCCUCUUCUGGCCCGCCUCAAGCCGAGCUCACGAUCUUUGAUCACAUCGCUGGAGCUCCGCCUCGGUCCCGGUUGGUCCAAGCCCCCUCGAGGAUGGGUGGUCACUCCCGCUCUUGGCCUGAAUGAGUGCGUCAACGUCCGCCGUCUGACGGUCAUGGUCGAGUGCGACCCCAGUGAUGGUAUUUUCAAUGGUUACCGUCGUUCAGACGGUUUCUACGAAGGCUUCAGCCAAUCUCUCCUCACAGAGGUAUUGAACGAAAUGCCCUGGUGUGAAACUGUCACCUUUGAUGCAUACUCGAGUGUCAAGAAGUCGGGCCCGAUGAUGCGAGGACUACUCGAUGUGACUGCGGCAAAUAACCGCAAGAUCAGAUGGGGCCCCGAGAGAGGUUGGACCGAUACCCCCGACGAAGAGGAUAAGGCCAGCAAUCUGGUGCUGGUGCCUCCGGCGUCGGAGUUCAAUACGUCAAGCAUGGGCGUACUUGUAAUGGCGUAA
This is a messenger RNA of Colletotrichum spaethianum, 924 nucleotides long. RefSeq lists its product as uncharacterized. The record is from RefSeq and is a predicted model, not a curated record. NCBI's taxonomy places the organism in Eukaryota, Fungi, Ascomycota, Sordariomycetes, Glomerellales, Glomerellaceae. Bases 1 to 924 code for a protein of 307 amino acids. The transcript has a single exon.